GGGGCCUCGAGGGAGGGGAGGGGCCUCGGCUGCCCAGACCUGAGCUGGUCCCGCGCGACUGACAGCGCGGCGCCAUGGCGGGCGCCCGGCACGCCAAGGCCGACACGCUGGCUCUGCGGCUGCGGCUCCUCAGCUCUUCCUGCAGACUCUUUUUCCCCGAGGCUCCCGUUAAGAUCGUGCGGGGCCAAGGCCAGUACCUGUACGAUGAGCAAGGGGCCGAAUACAUCGACUGCAUCAACAACGUGGCUCAUGUUGGGCACUGCCACCCUCUGGUGGUGCAAGCUGCACACGAACAGAACCAGGUGCUGAACACCAACAGCCGAUACCUGCACGAUAACAUCGUGGAUUACGCGCAGAGGCUGUCGAAAACCCUGCCGGAGAAGCUCUGUGUGUUUUACUUCCUGAAUUCUGGGUCAGAAGCCAAUGACCUGGCCCUGCGGCUGGCACGCCAGUACACGGGACACCAGGACGUGGUGGUGCUGGAGCAUGCUUAUCAUGGUCACCUGAGCUCCCUGAUCGACAUCAGUCCCUACAAGUUCCAGCACCUGGACGGCCAGAAGGAGUGGGUCCAUGUGGCACCCCUCCCAGACACCUACCGGGGCCCCUACCGGGAAGACCACCCCGACCCAGCGGUGGCCUAUGCCAACGAGGUGAAGCGCGUGGUCAGCAGCGCGCGGGAGAAGGGCCGGAAGAUUGCGGCCUUCUUUGCGGAGUCGCUGCCCAGUGUCGGCGGGCAGAUCAUUCCCCCUGCAGGCUACUUCUCCCACGUGGCACAGCACAUCCGCAGGGCUGGAGGGCUCUUCGUGGCAGAUGAGAUCCAGGUUGGUUUUGGCCGAGUUGGCAAGCACUUCUGGGCCUUCCAGCUGCAGGGGGAGGACUUUAUCCCCGACAUUGUCACCAUGGGCAAGUCCAUCGGCAAUGGCCACCCUGUUGCCUGUGUGGCCACCACCCAAGCUGUGUCGAGGGCGUUUGAAAGCACCGGCGUCGAGUAUUUCAAUACGUUUGGGGGCAGCCCUGUGUCCUGUGCAGUGGGGCUGGCUGUCCUAGAUGUUUUGGAGAAAGAACAGCUCCAGGCUCAUGCUUCCUACGUGGGCAGCUUCCUGAUGGAGCUCCUCCAGCAGCAGAAAGAGAAACAUCCCAUCAUCGGGGAUGUCAGGGGCGUUGGGCUCUUCAUUGGGGUGGAUCUGGUGAAAGAUGAGAGCACGAGGACUCCAGCGACAGAAGAAGCUGACUACUUGGUAUCCAGGUUGAAGGAGAACUGCAUCUUGCUGAGCACAGAUGGCCCUGGAAGGAACAUACUCAAGUUUAAGCCUCCAAUGUGCUUUAACAGGGACAAUGCACGGCAUGUGGUGGCAAUGCUGGACGCCAUUCUGACAGACAUGGAAGAGAAACUCAGAAGCUGUGAGACCCUGAGGCUUCAGGCCUGAGCCACCCCGGCUCAGUCACACACCCGCCCCCCAGGUAGGUGGCUACUCACUGAUGCCCCCACCCUCCCUGGCAGCUUGGCCUUGAAAAGAUGCAGUUCAGGCUUUGGAGUCAGAGGGGCCUGGGAUGGAAGCGCCUGGCACAGCUCUACCCUACCCUUCUGCCCAACCCGGCCCUGGGUACCCCAAGACUCAAGACAGCCACGGAGCCAAGCACAGCC
Messenger RNA from Heterocephalus glaber (naked mole-rat), 1645 nucleotides. RefSeq names its product 5-phosphohydroxy-L-lysine phospho-lyase (gene Phykpl). Gene Ontology annotation, cellular component: mitochondrion. The record is from RefSeq and is a predicted model, not a curated record. Lineage: Eukaryota; Metazoa; Chordata; Mammalia; Rodentia; Bathyergidae. Gene Ontology annotation, molecular function: pyridoxal phosphate binding; transaminase activity.